AUGGGAAGAGGCUUCCUAGGAUUGAUACGACUCCAUAAUAGUUCGGCAGCAGUCUUAGCACAUAGCUUCGACACUCAAAACGGCACGACCACUGGUAUCAUUUUACGCAUAGACGAAGACGAAAUGAAAGUCAUCAAGAAAUAUAUCAUACACAACAGAGGACUUAUAGGACAACGGCUGUUCCUUCGAGCCAUUCUCACAAACCUAAGCCUUAAAGUAAGCAUGCAACACUUGUCGGAGGUGAAAGAAGACGUGAUGGACAUCGAGCAUAAUACAGGCCAGCAUACUUGGGACAAUUAUAGGCCUCGAGACUUGAAACUCAAAUCAGAUCUAGAGCUCUCCAGACUUGCACACGGUCUUCGAAUCCAAGUGGCAGUUCUCGCUCGGAAAAUUGAAGUAGCCUCGAUUUGGCUUCAGCUCUUACAAGAUGAUCUAAUAUCAACGACUGCAACAACGGCAUCGUCAUCUUGUGUAGUGUAUGACUUUCUCCAAGUCUCUAAUUUCAGUGUCCAACUCGAUUCAUCGACGAUGCUGCUACCUCAAUGGCUACGAAACUUGAAGACACAGAUCCAGCUGGCUAAGGUUGACGUAGAAUUGGUCGGUAAGAGGGCAGAGAUUCAGAUUGGGGCUCAACUCUUCGCACUCCCCCAACUGGAUGGCCAACCUUUCUGGAUGUACUGGAUCAUUACAACACCGCUUACCAUCGUUGUGUUAGGUUCGUGGAUAUAUUGGACACACUGGCGAAUCAGAAGUGUGGAGAAGCAAGAGAUGGAGAUGGACAAAGAAGCCAGGCGUUUAGCAACGGAGAAGCUCGCUUGA
This is a messenger RNA of Bacidia gigantensis, 819 nucleotides long. RefSeq lists its product as uncharacterized. NCBI's taxonomy places the organism in Eukaryota, Fungi, Ascomycota, Lecanoromycetes, Lecanorales, Ramalinaceae. The record is from RefSeq and is a predicted model, not a curated record. The transcript is spliced from 3 exons. The coding region runs from base 1 to 819 and encodes 272 amino acids.